AUGUGGUAUCUCAAAAAUACCUUCGGAAUUGUAACACUUCAAGUUGGUAUCAUUUCAUUCAGUUCAGUGUUUAUCACUUUGGCAGCAAGUACUUUACUAGUUAAUGCAUUGGCCCUAGAUACAUCAGAACCAAUGGCAUGGCUGAUCAUGUUUGUGUUUACAAGUACUAUGGUUAUAAUAUGGUCCAUUGCUUUCAACGGGGCUUCCAAAGAACUACAACAUUUAAUUUCAACGGCUACUGUAUUUUGGGCAGUUUAUUUUGUACUAUGGAAUGUGUUAGUUAUAUGGUCAUUUCUUCAACAAAAUAAGAACAUUUGUAUCGAAGCUAGAUGUCCAAAUGCGUUAUGGUUAAUAAACAAUUAUUCAGGGUAUGAAUUAAAACAUAGUGCAAAUGAAAAAACAAAUUCAAGUAAUUCUAAAGGAUUAGAGUUAACAAGAGUUAAACCGUUAAUCGAACAAAUGGAAGCUAAUAAUGAUACAAUUAGUACACACACGGCGAAAAUAAAUCAACGCAAUUUAAUUUUAUCCGCGAUAUUAACAAUUUUGUAUACAAUUGUAUUACUAUACUCAUGGACGAUUUUAUUCAGUUACCGAAAAGAAAUUCAGUGCGAAAUAAAUUCACAAACACAAUGA
Molecule: messenger RNA, 633 nt
Organism: Macrosiphum euphorbiae (potato aphid)
Lineage: Eukaryota; Metazoa; Arthropoda; Insecta; Hemiptera; Aphididae
Source: the annotation of a GenBank genome assembly